Gadus chalcogrammus (walleye pollock) is the source of this 1243-nucleotide messenger RNA. Its product is annotated as heat shock 70 kDa protein PPF203-like. Lineage: Eukaryota; Metazoa; Chordata; Actinopteri; Gadiformes; Gadidae. The transcript has 3 exons. Gene Ontology annotation, biological process: protein refolding; cellular response to unfolded protein. Bases 410 to 1243 code for a protein of 277 amino acids. Gene Ontology annotation, molecular function: ATP hydrolysis activity; ubiquitin protein ligase binding; ATP-dependent protein folding chaperone. Gene Ontology annotation, cellular component: vesicle; cytoplasm; blood microparticle. The record is from RefSeq and is a predicted model, not a curated record.
AGUGCUGCUGGCGCGGUGUUUAACUUAUUCCAUGAUUGUUUUAGACUGAAGAUCUCGCUCUCUCGGGAUUGGCAGGUGAUUUGGUGAACCUGUUCUGCUGGUUUGUCAUCCUUUCUCUCUGCUGCUCUCCUCUGUUGGUUGGUCAUUUUACCCUUUUUUUUGAUUAAGGUUGUUCCGGUUAUGUCUCGCCCAGAUUGUUCCGUGAAGCCGAACCACUCAUUAUUGAAAUAUGAUUACUAUUGCAGACUUAAAAAACAAAUGAAUAACUGCACAAUAUCUAUUUAGUUUCUCACAUGGGAGAAACAAAUAACACGGGAUGUCACAUCAUUGAAAGACGGCUACACCUUAUGGCCUACGUCACCCUAAUGUGGGCACUACCUAGGAUGUUCCAGAAUGAUCUAGAGGACAAAUGUUUAGUAUAAAAGAACCCACAGUACCGUCAGUUGACCACCAAAAGCCUGAAACGAUCAACAAGACUGAGAAGACCGACAAAUCCAUCCCCAUACUCCCAUACUCAUCCACGGCUUACGGUGCCGCCAUGCAGGCCACCAUGCUGGCCGCCUACCCCAACCGUGGCAGGACAGCCCUAUCCCUGGGCAUCGAAACGGCCGGAGGAGUCAGGACGCCCCUGAUCAUACGGGGCACCAUCAUCCCCACCAAACAGACUCAGACCUUCAGCACAGGCACCGACAACCAGCUCGGGGUCCUGAUCCAGGUCUUUGAAGGAGAGAGAGCCAUGACCAAGGACAACCACCUGCUGGGCGAGUUCGAGCUGUCGGGAAUCCCGCCCGCUCCGAGAGGGGUACCUCAGAUCGAGGUCACCUUCGACAUCGACGCAGACGGCAUUCUGAACGUGUCUGCUGUGGACAAGAGCACGGUAAAAAUAAAACACAUCGCCAACAACAAAGAUCGCCUGAACGAGGAAGCCAUCAAGAGGAUGGUGCGGGAAGCAGACGAUUACAAACUAGAAGACAAGGAACAAAGGGAGAAUAUAGCGGCCAAGAACGCCCUGGAGUCCUACGCCUUCAACAUGAAGAGCAGCCUGCGGGAGGACAACCUGAAGUACGAAGUGAGUGAGGAGGAAAUUAAGAAGGUGGAGGAGACUUGGGAGAAGGUCAUCCUCUGGCUGGAAGACAACCAGCCAAAGGAGACAAAGGACUACCAACUCGUGCUGAAGGAGUUGAAGAAGCUGUGUAACCUCAUCAUCUUCAAUAUGUACCAGUGGGGGCACAGAGCCAUGUAA